AUGGGGGCGGCGGCGGCCGAGGCGGAUCGGACUCUCUUCGUGGGGAACCUGGACCCCAAAGUCACCGAGGAGCUCAUCUUCGAGCUAUUCCACCAGGCGGGUCCGGUUAUCAAGGUUAAGAUCCCGAAGGACAGAGACGGCAGACCCAAGCAGUUUGCUUUUGUGAACUUCAAACACGAAGAAUCCGUCCCGUAUGGCCUGAGCCUGCUCAAUGGCAUCAAGCUAUUCGGGAGACCCAUCAAAAUCCAGUUCCGAUCAGGGAGCAGUCACGCAUCUCAGGAUGGCAGUGCAGCCGGUUCCCUGCACGGAGCUGCUGGCACCAGCCCGUCCGGCACACCGCACCUGGCCCCGAACUGCAGCAGGUAGGGGUACGACAGCAUGGCAGCAGCAGGCUUCUCAUCGGUGCAGCGGUGCCUGCCCUUGGCUGACAACCUACAGAGACAAGCACCCCACUUCGGGGGCAAGUAUGAGCUGCCCGGCUAUGCCCCGCCCAGCUAUCAGCACCCUCCUCAUGCCUUCCACCCCCCGGCAGCCCUGUCGGUGCCACGGCGCCCGGAGCCACCAGCCGCACGCAAGGUCCGGCUGAGCGCCCACCCCUACCAUGCCGAGGGUCGGCACUUUGGCCGCGAGCGUUUCGGGGAGCGAGGCUUUGACGAGCGCGGCCAUCAUGAGCCCGAGCACCACUACCGUGGUGGCAGAGACGAGCCUGCCUACGAUGACCGGCACCGCGAGGGCUGGAGCCACGACUACGACUACCGGAGGGAGAGCUACCGGGAGGGCAGGUGGCACCCGUCCCGGCACUGACACAAGUCUCUGUUGGCACACGUGGUGCUGCCGCCUUGUCCAUGUUGUAAAGGACUCAAUGGCAAAAAAAAGUUCAACCUGUUUCUUGAUGUGUUCCAAAACAAAAAAAGGGCCCCCAGACCCAUCCCAGUUACCGUUUAAUGUUUGUAAACUACCAGCAGCACAGGGCCCCAAACCUCUUGAACGAGUUCACACCUCAGGGCCUUUUGUAGGGGGAAAAAAAAGAGAGUUCAGAGCAGUGGUCACCGAUGGCUGCCCCACAGUGCAGCAGCCCCUGCUGUGCCUGUUGCGC
Messenger RNA from Indicator indicator, 1096 nucleotides. RefSeq names its product RNA binding motif protein 7 (gene RBM7). The transcript has 5 exons. Gene Ontology annotation, biological process: regulation of alternative mRNA splicing, via spliceosome. Gene Ontology annotation, molecular function: single-stranded RNA binding. NCBI's taxonomy places the organism in Eukaryota, Metazoa, Chordata, Aves, Piciformes, Indicatoridae. Gene Ontology annotation, cellular component: nucleus. The record is from RefSeq and is a predicted model, not a curated record.